This is a messenger RNA of Pneumocystis murina B123, 938 nucleotides long. RefSeq names its product 40S ribosomal protein S0. Gene Ontology annotation, molecular function: structural constituent of ribosome. Bases 5 to 886 code for a protein of 293 amino acids. Gene Ontology annotation, biological process: cytoplasmic translation; ribosomal small subunit assembly. The transcript has 3 exons. The record is from RefSeq and is a predicted model, not a curated record. Gene Ontology annotation, cellular component: 90S preribosome; ribosome; cytosolic small ribosomal subunit. NCBI's taxonomy places the organism in Eukaryota, Fungi, Ascomycota, Pneumocystomycetes, Pneumocystales, Pneumocystaceae.
AACUAUGGGUAUUUUUGACGCUCAACCAGCAGAUAUUGAAAUGCUUAUAUCUGCCAAUUGCCAUAUAGGUUCCAGAAACUGUGAGCUUCGGAUGGAACCAUAUGUUUUUAAACAAAGAGCAGAUGGUGUUCAUAUCAUUAACCUUGGGAAAACGUGGGAGAAGCUUGUUCUUGCAGCACGAAUCAUUGUUACAAUCGAAAAUCCUAGAGAUAUAAUUGCUAUCUCAUCACGAUCAUAUGGACAACGUGCAGUACAUAAAUAUGCUUUACAUACAGGGGCGGAAGCUAUAUCAUCACGAUUUACUCCUGGUUCUUUUACAAAUUAUAUUACUCGUUCUUUUAAAGAACCUCGUUUAAUCAUUGUAACAGAUCCUCGGACAGAUAGUCAGGCUAUUAAAGAAGCAAGCUAUGUUAAUAUUCCUGUAAUAGCCCUAUGCGAUACGGACAGUCCAUUGCAAUAUGUCGACGUUGCUAUUCCUACCAACAAUAAAGGACGGCAUAGUAUUGGUCUUAUCUGGUGGAUGCUUGCUCGUGAAGUUUUAAGAUUAAGAGGAACUCUUGCAAAUAGGGAUGUUGAAUGGGGUGUUAUGGUUGAUUUGUAUUUUUAUCGUGAUCCUGAAGAAACAGAAAAAGAUACAGAGUCUGAACAGAAGGCACUUGAAGCAUCUGGGAAUCCAGCUGGUCAAUUUACAUCAGUUCCGGUAACAUCUGACUGGGAAAUUGCAGCACAGUCUGCUGGCGCUGGUAUUAUUACUAAUGUUGCAAGUAACGUUCAAUCCGUAGGGAACUGGGAUGAAAAUUUUGGAGUUGAGACAGGUGUUCAUAGUGAUUGGGCUGCUGAUCCUAUACAACAAUCAGAAGUUCAACAUGCGCAGAAUUGGAAUUAAGAAUUAAAAUUUAAAAGAAAGCAUUACAUGUAAAUAUCUGUUUCUUUGACAA